Diachasmimorpha longicaudata is the source of this 4155-nucleotide messenger RNA. RefSeq lists its product as uncharacterized. The coding region runs from base 243 to 626 and encodes 127 amino acids. The transcript is spliced from 5 exons. NCBI's taxonomy places the organism in Eukaryota, Metazoa, Arthropoda, Insecta, Hymenoptera, Braconidae. The record is from RefSeq and is a predicted model, not a curated record.
GGCUCGAGGCGGCCGAUCAUUACAAGGUAUCCGGGUCGCCGGGAGUUUUCCUCCAAACAAAAACGAAAAUUCGCGAUUUUUUGACUGAAACGAAAAACAUUGUUUGAGCUUUUUUUUUCUCAAUUGGGAGUCUCAUUGGCGGGUGGAAUUCAGUGGAGAGACUUUCACUAGAAAAAAUAUUCGGAAAUCUGAAGAUGAAAAGCUAAGGAUUUGACAGCCCUGGUAUCGAGAAGCCGGCGGGUAUGAGUCGAAAAAUGACACUGUCAUUUCAUUCACCGGUGAUGGAGGAGCACGAGAGUAAACUGAUGACCGGGAAUCUCGAGGAGAGGAAGCUGGCUUUUAAGAGCGAUGAAGAGCUCAUGAGAGAAACGACUAAGUUUGUUACAGAAGUGAUAGAGACGGCAGCAACUGAGGCGAACAGGAGAAAAGUUCAGGGCCAGGAUGGCGCUAAUAGUGAAGGUAAUUUAGAGCAGCUUCAUAUAGGCAGUAGAUUGAAAGGUGGAGAUAUCAUCACCGGCUGGAACAACCGUGCCCGUGGCUUCUGCAACCGGAUACUGAACGCUCUGUGUCCGUGCUUCACCAAUACCGUUGACGUUCAAAUAGUUGACGCGCAAACUAGUGUAUAAUGCAACUGCCAAAAGAGACUGCUGGCUGUCUCACAAUUGGUCCGCAGUCUCUCAUUAUCCAACCAUCAUCAUCAUCAUCAUCAUCAUCAUCAUCAUCAUCGGCAUUCCAUGAUCGUCACAUAUCACUUCCCGUCACUUUGAGGAGAUUCUUAUCACAUUUUACGUCUUGUAAUGAUAAUAAACACUCAAAUUUCAGCACUUUUUCUCACCAUGUAUAUAUUUUUGAAAAAUACGAAAUGAAAUCAUUAAUUUUCAACUGUGAAAAAUGGAAAUUUCGCCAAAUUCUUUCUUGUUGAUUCAAGUAAAUGGUAAGAGGAAAUUUCUUAUCGCAUUUGAACAACUAUUGUUACCUUGAUUACAAUUCAUUACGUGAGACUAUCGUUCGGAUGACAUUAUUGUGUGGGAAUAUACCUGAACUAUUACCUGAAUUUAGUAAUUGGCCGUCGUCAAUAAAACUAUUAGAAUGUGGAAUUAUGUGGAUAACUGUAUAAUGUCAUUUUAUUUCUACGUAACAAAGUGAAGCCCUUGAUUUAUUAAGUAUCGAUACGUAUCAGUAUCACCACUGCCAUAUUCACCACAUCAUGCAACAGAGGUCACGUACAUAUAAAAUAGAACUAUUGUCAACUUUCACAUCCUCUGUCUCGUAUUCCACGGCAUGAUCCACUGUUAUACAACAACGAAAAAUGAAUGAUGCAACGGCAAUGCAAUUUUACGGGCCAUAAUUUUUGAUUUAUAGUUGAAAAAAUGGAGUGGAAAGUUGGAGAGGAAAAAUUAUCGUUUUACAUUUUUGCAUUUGUAUGAAUAAUUCUAGUGGAUGACGUGAAAAAUAUAUUGAUUCGAAGCUACUAUUUUAGGGAUUGAUGCGCCCAUGAACAGCUCCAAUAUAAAAUUUAAUUUUGUUCCUCUCCCAAUGUAAAUUACUCUGAAAUUUUUACUCAUAUUCGAAAUUUUUUUAACUCGUUGAUGAAAAUAUUCGUUUGGGGAAUUAUUUAAUAGUUCGGUAAUUUUUCGUGAGUGGAUACAUUAGAACGGGAUUAUCAAACAGGUCAUUUCUACUGAACUUUUCCCUCGUUGUACAUUUCUUUCGACAUAAAACGUACAACUGUAUUGAUCAUUUUUCCGAGUGCAAUGCACUGGAAAAAGUGAUGAAACGGCGGUUAAAAAUUGUGAUAAAAAUACACACCGAGAAAAAUUCAAUAAAAUUUGCGCAAAAUGUUUGCCAAUUCUCGCGUCGAGUGUCAUUCAGAUAAAAAUCAGGAAAUGAAUGAAAUUUUAAUAUGAUAUUGCAGAAAAAUUCUGUGACUUUCGCGUUAUUUUUCUCCAACGUCCCAUAAAAAUUGAUGUUCGUUUGGUGAAUUACUCUCAAUGACAUUUCGCUGAUCAACUUUUUCGGUAAUUUUUGUGGAACUUUUCCCUCCGCCUGUAACAACAACAGUCUUAGUUUGCUUUUCUGCCCAUAUUAUUUUGCGACAGCUUACAGUACAGAUAGAUCACACUCCAGAUCCGUCUACCAGCACAAUCAUGCAAAGCAAAAAAAAAAAUUGCGUGGCUUCCAACAGUUCAACCUAGAAAAUUUUUGCAUGUAGAUUAGAUCAGUAGUGUUUGGGUUAAAUCGUUAAAAUUCGGUUGAUAGUGACAACCAUUUAUGUAUUUAUUUUCAUAGAGUUAUUCGCCUGGACACCGUACCGGUAUCGCUUCACGAGACCUUAGCCCGAUGAGUAGUCGUCGCGAUAACUUGUAAAGAAUUAUCUGCGAUGCGCAUAAAAUAAAAUAAAAUAUGGAGGCUAAAAUUAUUUAUCUUUCGUGUAAAAAAUGGAGUGGAAUGGAAUGAAAAUGAGAUGCUUCCAUCGUAUGCAAGUACGCCGAACAUACAUCACAACCAAAGGGUCAUAAAAAAUCCCAUUAGUAACUUAAAUUAUGUAAGGCGAAACAAAAAUUAAUUGUGCGAAUGAAUAAGCAACUCAACAAUCUCAAAAAAUACUUAAUAUAUGUGUACAUUUUUUUUACUAUUUUUUGUUAUGAAUAUAGUUUUAAAAAUCAAGGGAAUAUCAAAGUAAUAGAUAAAAUGAGUAAUGAAUGUCAUUCCAUAAUCAUUGUUAGGAGAAUUAAUGUAAUUUGAUGGGUUUUACUGAUUCAUCAGUGAAGUUAGACAUUUCUUCGACUUAUACAUAUAAAGCUCGGUCGAGUUUCCCUGAGUAUUUUCUAAAGUUCUAUUCUUACGGGUGGAAUCAUUAAAAGUUUCGAAAAAAAAAUUCUAAAGUGAUUGUUUAUAUGUCAAAAUUAUUGAAAUCUGUUGUACAAGUCAUGAGCAUAGUAAGAUAGAAUACCUCAUCCUCUAAAUUUACAUGUCAUUCGGAAAAGUGUUUUUGUUGUUCUGAGGGUAGAAGAGGGCAUUAUGGACUGUUUCUAGCCGAUGUCAUAAAAAUAUUCUUCAUUGUACGACAUGAAAAAAUUUUUCUGGCGCCUAUGUUCGUAACGAGAAAAGCUUUUUUCGGUUUAGUAACGAAAUAUACUAUCUACAGAUUUAGAAAUAAUCAAUUCGAAAAGCAGGCGUUCAGAGUCGUAUGAGUCGGUGUGACGCAUCGACUCGAUAGAGAAGUGGUCAAGAAAUGGAUGGAUGGCCAUGAAGAAACGUGUCAGGAGAAGAAUUUUGUCUGAAAAAAUCGAAAGAAAGUACUUGGAAAAAAAUAUGGCAAAAAUGCGGAAUCAUAAACGUCGAAGUUUACAGUGGAAUGGAAUACAGUAGAACAGUAGAAAAAUCAUGGAAAAUUGUUAAAAAUUUGGGAAAAUUAAAGAUCAUGAGAUAAUGAAAUACAAUGCUCCACUUUAUACGUGAGAGAAUGAAAAAACAGGUGAAGCACCGAGUUAAAAAGGGUGACCAAGGAAAUCGAUAAUUCGGCAUUUCAAGUUAUUCACCGGUGGUCACUGGAGCUCACUGCUUGUCUAUUGUCCUACAUAUUCUCACAAUCGAAUAAAUCUUUACCUCCAGCGGUAUUUACUUCCAUAAAUACGUGAUUUAAACAAAUUUAUUGAAUGAUAAUCCCAUGGAUGACAGUUUAAAAAUAAACGAGCGAAUGAGAAAGAACUGAAUAAUCGAGAAAAUUAGGCACUUUUUUUUCUCAUUUUUAUUAACAUUCUGUACGUAUAGCUAAGAUGAUGGUAUGUGUGUAAAUAUGUAUUUACCCCGAUUGCUGUAAUAUUUGUCAUAUAGUUUAUACACAAAGCGUUAUAUUCCUAGACCAUAUGGAGAGAGAAUGAACCGAUAAAUAUAUCGCGAAAAAAUUAGAGAAUUUUUAAUUAUACGUGUCGAUUUAAGUCAAGGGAUCAAGGAUUGUUAUAUCAUAUUGUAAACGUGACAAUCAAUGUUAUUGGAGAGAAUUAUCAAAUCCCUUCACAAGUAUUGACACUGCAUGUAAUUGGAAUCGGGGGACGAGAAUUAAUCGAAUGGCAGAGAAAACGUUGAUGGAAGCUGUGUGGACAUUUUUGUGUAUAAAUCGAUGUACAAUAUACAAAUUUAUUAAUAUAAACA